This is a messenger RNA of Glycine soja, 723 nucleotides long. Its product is annotated as histone H2A. Lineage: Eukaryota; Viridiplantae; Streptophyta; Magnoliopsida; Fabales; Fabaceae. The coding region runs from base 99 to 548 and encodes 149 amino acids. The record is from RefSeq and is a predicted model, not a curated record. The transcript has 2 exons. Gene Ontology annotation, cellular component: nucleosome. Gene Ontology annotation, molecular function: DNA binding; structural constituent of chromatin; protein heterodimerization activity.
UUUUCUUCCCUCAUCCAACUCUCUAAACAACACAUUAACCUUUCUCAUUCCCCAUCUCCUCACCUUAUUCAGCCACUGCUAAUUUCUAGGGUUCCGAAAUGGACGCUGGCGGAAAGAUCAAGAAGGGCGCCGGAGGAAGAAAGGGCGGCGGCCCUAAGAAGAAGCCGGUUUCAAGGUCCGUCAAGGCCGGUCUCCAAUUCCCCGUCGGAAGAAUUGGCCGUUAUUUGAAGAAAGGAAGGUACGCCCAGCGUGUCGGUACCGGUGCUCCCGUUUACUUGGCCGCAGUUCUCGAGUACCUAGCUGCUGAGGUGCUUGAGUUGGCUGGGAAUGCUGCACGUGACAACAAGAAGAACAGGAUUAUUCCGAGACAUGUGCUAUUGGCUGUGAGGAACGAUGAGGAGUUGGGGAAAUUGCUUGCUGGUGUCACCAUUGCACAUGGUGGUGUGCUUCCAAACAUUAACCCUGUUUUGUUGCCUAAGAAGACGGAGAGGGCUGCCAAGGAGCCUAAGUCUCCAUCCAAGGCUACUAAAUCUCCUAAGAAGGCCUAGAUUAUCCUUUUUUUUUUUUUUUAAAUGUAGUGUUGUAUAUCGGUGCUUAGAUGCUUUUGGUGUAACAGGAAAUUUGUUGUGUUUCUUAAACAUUGUAAUUCUUGUCCCAUUGUGUUGCUUGUAGGAGUGAGUUUGCUUUAUUAAUGAAAAGUGGAAACCUCUUGUUUUCAAUCUA